Monascus purpureus is the source of this 480-nucleotide messenger RNA. The record is from the annotation of a GenBank genome assembly. NCBI's taxonomy places the organism in Eukaryota, Fungi, Ascomycota, Eurotiomycetes, Eurotiales, Aspergillaceae.
AUGGAACACCAUGUCUUCUACGCCUUCAAGACCCACAACGCCCAGAAUGUCUUCCUGGGCAUGCUCCAGACCGAGGGCCCAUACUGGCAGACAAAGUCCCCGGCCCCGUCCACCUGGAAUGUGAACUCGGCCUACCAUGACCCCAACUUCAGCAAUUGUGGAUCCGGCGAAACCGGCUGCACGCUGCAGUUCGACCUCCAUGUCGACGGUGGUAGCAACAUCUUCUCGUACGGCAACGCUUUCUGGGCCAUCGACGUCGUCACACAGACGAACUCGGUCUGGAUCAAGAACACCCCCAAGACCAGCAUCUUCUAUAACUCCAACGUGGGAGGAGCCAACAUCCAAGGCGGCGGUGAUGCUUUCACCAACAUCAUUUCCGUCCCUGGCAAGGGCUCAAUCCCGACUGAUCAGACGUACUCAUCGCCGAUGUGGGGGAAUGGUGCCGUGGAGUCUGCUUUCACUGGCUUCACUGGUGCUUAG